Messenger RNA from Dreissena polymorpha, 6186 nucleotides. RefSeq names its product exportin-4-like. The transcript has 24 exons. Bases 50 to 3481 code for a protein of 1143 amino acids. Gene Ontology annotation, biological process: protein export from nucleus. Gene Ontology annotation, cellular component: cytoplasm; nuclear pore. Lineage: Eukaryota; Metazoa; Mollusca; Bivalvia; Myida; Dreissenidae. Gene Ontology annotation, molecular function: nuclear export signal receptor activity. The record is from RefSeq and is a predicted model, not a curated record.
UGCUAGCUAGGUGAACAUUGAACGAAACUUCCGCCAGUAUUUUUCUACCAUGGAAGAUCAAGUUAUUUCUGAGUUAGAAAGUGCCUCGCAAAUUGUUUUGGCACCUCCAACCAUCGUAACAUCAGAACAGAGACAUGCUGCAGAACAAGUUAUCCUGCAGUUCAGGAAAACAAAACUUCCAUAUAACCUUUGCAAACAUAUUCUAGAGAAAUGCAAGACAGACUAUGUCCUGUUUCAAGCAGCCACCACUAUUCAGGAAAGCCUUCUAAGGGAAUGGUCCAUUCUGUCCACAGAGGAUAUCGAGUCUUUGCGUGCAUUCUUACUACAAUACAUCACUCAACAUAUCAGCAUGCAGAGCUAUGUGCGGGAGCAGAUUCUACAGACUGUGGCAGUGCUUAUCAAGCGAGGUACACUGGAGAACAAGGGGGCCAAGCUUGACAGCCUGUUCCAGGACGUCACACAUCUAAUCGGCAGUGGAAACGUGACUAUGCAACUGGUAGCUUGUUCCAUGCUGACAGCCCUGCUGAACGAGUUCUCCAGCUCCAGUAGGACCAGCAGUGUGGGCUUCACCUGGGAGUUCCAUGCCAAGUGCAAGAGGGCCUUUGAGGACAGUGAUCUCCAGAGAGUGUUCCUCUUCUCACUGCAAAUGUUGAAUGAGAUUGAAAAGCAGGCGUCACCGUUGCCCAGGGAGACCACGGCCGUGCUCAACCGUUUCCUUGGCAUCACCGAGCAGGUUCUUUGCUGGGAAUUCUCAUCAAAAAUGAACCUAUUUCGUCGCAAUGUCGGCAUGUUUGAUACCAAUCAGAACGUGACCUUGAAACCCAGGGACAGCUGGAGGGACACGCUUCUGGACGCAUCCCUCACACACCUCAUCUUCAGGAUCCACCAAAAGGUUCGCCACAACUCGGAGAUGGCCACCCAUUCCAUCCAAUGUCUCACACAACUGGCCUCUCUCAAUGGUCCUGUGUUCCUGGAUGACAGGGCUCGAACCCAGUACCUCACUGUGUACAUCGAGACACUGUUACAGUUCCUAGGGAGUGUAGAUCUACAGGACUAUGAGUGCCUGGGUAUCGCCAGCGUGUUCAAGAACAUCGUGAUGAUGUUCCCCUCCCUGUGCCUCUCCUCCCUACCAGCCCCUCUCUUCACGAGGUUCAUGGAGCAGCUCAAAACACUCACCUGUGCUUUCGGGAGGGAGGCUGCAUUAGAAGAAGAGUUGCACAAGGAGGACAUGUUGCACAUGGAGGCCUAUGAGAAGCUGCUGGAGACGUGGAUGGAGCUGCUGACUGCCAAGAAAGACAAUCUGCCAAACGACGUGAUCCAGGAGCAGGCGCGCCAUGUGUUCAACUCAUAUGUGCAGUGUCACAUCAGUCCACCAGAUGGCUGCAGGAUUCAGACAGUUGAUGAGAACAUCCCAGACUGUGAUGACAUAGACGAAAUAGAGGAGGAUGACAGAGACAAGUUUGCAGACCAGCUGUGUUGUGUGGGGGCCCUGGGCAGACUGACUGUAGAUAGCAGCCUCAGUAUCAUAGCCAGAGCCCUGGAGGACCGUGUGACCCGUCUCCAUGGGCAGCUACAGAGGAUCCAUCAGAUGCGAGUGGCCACCGGCAGUCUCAACUGCAGCUUUGACAACUCCAUCAUCAACAUGAUCAAUGAGGACAUACACUGGCUUGUACUGGUUACUGCCCAUGUGUUGACGGAGGAGGCGCAGGGUGAGACCCCUAUGAUUCCCGGGGAGAUUAUGCGCUACUCCAUCCAGCAGUCCACCGAGAUAGAUCUCAACACCACCCUCAAGGUGCUCGCCUCCCCCACCAACAACAUCGACACCAUCCCUGGGGCCUCUACACACACAGACCAUGCCAUCAGGUUGAUAUCGGCCGUGUUUAGACUGUGUGAGGUGCACAAGCAGUCUGUGACAGCCAAGAUGGUGGACACAAUGUCGCCCCAGGUGACCAGCUCCGUCAUGUGGUUGCUACGGCGAUGGUCAAGGUCAUACCUGCUGCCAGAUGAGAACUUCUAUAACCAAAUGAGUAAAGCGAUAUGUGCGGGUUUUGGGCGUGACACAGACGGCGCCCAGUGGAGCGUUCAGUUCCUGCUGGACAAGAUCCUGGUGUACCUGGCGGCGUGGAACGCUGAGGAGAAGACAUUACAGGACAUCCUGCAGCUCCUGGUCACCAUGGUCGACAACAGGACCAGAGCUGUAUUUAUCAUGAAGUGCCCGACUAUGCAGGAACUGGUUAGGCAAGUGGCUGACAACCGGUCCCCGUUCUGCCUGCUGCCGGCGUCUGCACUGCGCCUCGUGUACAAGGCCCUUGUCCUGGCAGGAACCGGUAUAGCUGAGAACAAUGCUGCAGAGUACUGGCAGCUGGUACUGAAGCGUCUUGAGGACAGGUUCUACCUGCACAUAAGGGUUCCUCACUUCACAAAGAGCUGCCAGUCCCCAGAGACCAAGGAGGAGAUAAUCAAGCUCCUAGAGAGCCUGUGCGGGGUCGCCAAGGGGUCAAGGGUCACCAACAUUGACAAGAUCUUUGACUUCUUGCUGCCCUUGAUGCUACACAGUGUCAGCUUGCUGGACCUUUACCACAAUAACGAGGAUGUGGUGCCCCUUAUCCUGGAGAUGUUGUCAGAGGUAGUACAGCGACAGCUCUGCUUCCUCAACGAGAAACGCUCCAAUCAGCUGUAUGAAGUCUGCCUCUCUGCAAUACAGACGUACUCCAAACACAACAGUGGCAAGCGUGUCAAGGACGCAAGUGAGGAGGAGGAGGAUCGCUACAAUGACAUCCUGCUCGUCAUGGAGAUGCUCACUAACCUACUCUCCAAGGACUUUGUGGACUUUGGUGACAAAGAUGAGAACAUUCCUUCCCCCCAAGCUGUGUCCCCUAUUGAUGUGGUGUUGUACGGGCUCAACACAGUUAUCCCUCUUAUGACAGAAGAUCUGCUAAGGUUCCCCAACCUGUGCUCCCAGUACUUCAAGUUGAUAACGUUCCUGACAGAGAUACAUCCUGACAAGUUUACCUCCCUUCCUGAAGAACUCUUCAAAAGCAUCAUGGUUUCCCUGGAGAUGGGUCUGGUCUCCUAUGGGUCAGAGAUUACUAAGAUGUCACUAGACUGCAUCUACUCCCUGGGAUCCUAUGUGUUUGAGAACAAUCUGGUCGGAUCGCUCAUACACGACACACUCAAACAUUUCCUAAAGGUUGUGUUCAGAAUGCUGCUCCUUGAUGACUUCAACCUUGACCUCUUGGACACCGCAAGCUCUGCCCUCUUCUGCCUCAUCUGUUGCCAUACCGACCAAUACCAGCACCUGGUGCACGAGAUCCUUGAGUCACACAUCAAUCAAGCAUACAAGUCCCGACUCCUGGAGGCAUUCAACAACUUGACUCCGCCCACCCUGGCUCUGACUGUCAAUAGGCAUAACAAGUUGAUAUUUAUGGAGAAUUUCAAUAGUUUCUUAAUCAAUGUUAGGGGAUUCCUGUGUGUAAGAUGAUGCUACGCAAAAACAGUGCGUUGUGAUUUUUUUCUGAGAAAAAUUCUCGUUAUUUGUGCUGCAGCUUUCUGCUUAGUUUAAUUACCUAUAUUUUUCUAACAUUAUUAUUUAAAUUAUUUAAACUCUUGAUAUUUUAGUUACCAACUGGUUAUGAAAAACUAAGGUAAAUCUUGUGAGCAAUUUAAUAAAAAACUAAAGAAACUAGAUGUUAACAUAUUUUUCUACUGAAUCUUCUGAUUGUAAUACAAUGCUAAGGUUCAAAUGCUGGAAUGUUGUUUUAUACAAUUUUGCACAGUGGUAUUUUUGUCUUUGUUUCCUAACUGAUGGGCACUGCAAUUUGAAAUAUAUAACCUUUAAAUUUGUAAUAUUCAGCAUAAUAAAGAAAUAGAGAUUAACAUAUCUUUUUCAAAGUGAAAAUUUACCAAAUAAUUGGCAUUGCACAACCUGUGAAGCAAAUGUUAAUAAGAAAUAUUUCCUUAAUUCCAAAAUAUAGGGAUGACUGAAUCUAUAUGAAUUAGUGAAACUUUAAGAAAUAUGGAUAAUAAAAUCUUGCAUUUUGAGUCAUUCAACAUUACUGGGUUGACAAUUAUGCCUGUCAAGAAGUUGGUGCUUUAUAUUUACCCAAUUUGUGUUUACUUGAUGACAUAGGGUUUAUUCUGUUUCUCUUGUAUGUCUCUCUGAAUGCUAAUAAUUAAAUGUUACCCAAUUAAAGUGUUAACCUUUGCUAAAUCCUAUGCAAAAUACAUAUACAGUAUUUGCCAUCUCAAUAUUGUACAGCGUUUAUUUUCUUGUCUCUGAUUUUGUUCAGGUAACGAAUCAAAUGUUUCCUUUGACACUGUUUUUGUAUCGGUUGUUUCAUAUUUGUAUUUUAUUAACAGGAUUACCAGGGUUUUGCUCUGGGAUUUAUUGUUAAUAUGCUUUUAAAGUCAAUGUUCUAUAUUAAAGACAUCUAUUGAUUUCUAGUGCAGGAAUAUUUUAUUUCUAUAUCUUUUUUUAUUACAGUUGUAUAUUCUUGGUAAAAUAUAUGAACAUUUUGUGUCCCAUUAGUAUGCAUCUUUUUAUAAGAAAUAUCUAAAAUUAAAAUAAACAUUUAUAAUUAAAUUGGUGCUUCAUACCAUUCAGCUUCAAUAUUUGUUGUUCCAUACAACCUGGAAACCAUGAUUAUUUACCAGACUUAAAUUGUCUUGAAUUUAAUUAUUCUACUCAAGCAAGUUAGCGAAUGUUCAAGUAACGUUUACAUACAUAGUCUAUUUUCAGGCAUGAUAAAAAAAUCCAUGAAUUUAACAACAAACAAAUAUGACCAAAUUUAGAUUGCAUGUCAACGAAAUUUAAUGAAUAAAUCUUAUAUACAGUAUCAAGUUUUCAUUUUAAAAAUUCUAUAUGUAGUGUUCUUAUUAAGAAAUUUCUAGUGUCUGUUACUGGGAAACCAAUAUUAUUUUUUUAAAUCCAAUUAAAGAUCCAACGAAUAUGUUAUAACUUGCCCAAUUGUACAAGGAAAGUUUAUGCCUACGUAAUUAAAUGAAUCUGCAGUUCAUACAAAAUAACAUGAUAAAGCUGCAGUGAUUUAUGCAAUAAGUUUAUGUGUAGCACAUAUCAACAUUUUAAAUGUUGAUGAUGCUUUAUGGUUCCUUGGUAAUAUUUGUUGCUGAAUCAUUUGACUCUUUCAUUAAGUUACAAUUAAUCACAACUUUUAUAAUUAUCUUUUUAACAUUUCUAGUAAAAAAGAAAUGUUGGUUUGUCAAUUCCAUUAUCUAGAAAACAGAAACAUUGGCUUGCGAAUUCCAUUACUUACAGGAUUUUUAAACAAAUGACAUGAAUUUGUUUAAAAACAACAAACCAUUUUUGUAUGUUCCAAUAUCAUUAUUAGACUAUCCUUUGUUUUAUUUAUAGAAAAAUAUAUAUUGUUUGAUAUCAUAAACAUAUCCUUUUGUACAAUAUUUAUGCAAUUAUCCUUUGGCCAUGGUAAUAUUAUUAAUGGGACUUUUUUGCAGUUUGGCAAAAUGAAAUUUUUCACAAAAGCUGUCAUAGAUUUUACAAAGAAUGUAAACGUGGCAUUCAAACAACCAAAAGAAUACUCUUGACUAAGCAAUUGAAUCUUUGUAAAUGGAUAAUUUUGCAUACAUUGGUAAAAUGAAAUAGCGUUUGUAAAGAUUUUCAUUAAUAACUUGGAAAAAAGUCUACUACAUGUACUAACUUAGCUUCUAAUAUACAUAGUUAUUAUCAAAACCCUAUAUUGUUCAGUAAUAGCACAAACGAUUUUUAUUCCAACUGUCCCAGGCUUAAAUCCCAGUGAAGGGAUUUUUUAUUAAAGGUGUUUUUUUCUUGGUAUUAUAAAUAUUUCACACUCCUCCUAAUUCUUAUAUUGUACAUUUGAAAGUGAAUUCAUGUUAAGACAUAAAUAUGAAUAUCUCUGAACAUGUCUCUUUAAAAUGUCCUCCGUUGUUUAGAUUGAUUGGUAUGCUAAAAUAAAACCUAAAAUGGGACAAGUAUUGCAAAACAAUUACAGACAGAUCAAACUGUAUAAAUUAUGUUUUUGAUAUGUUUGCCUUUUCUAUGACUUCAAUUAUUGAUGAAACAUAUUUGCCAGAUACUCAAAUGUUAUAUUAUUGUUUGCUAAUAGUUGCUUUUCCCCUUUAAGAAGUAACAUGUUUGUUUUAGGACAUGUUUGUGUUUGUUAAGCAAAUAAAUGCAAUUGAAAGUUUCAA